GCAUCACAUUCAUCUGCAGCGAAGGAGGCACGCGAGAGGGAGGGAAAGCAAAAUGACUGAAGGGGUGCUCUGUGGUAUAUAAAUGUACACAAAUUUCUCCACAGUCUUUUGAGUGCUAGGAGAGCCGGACUCAAGGAUUGAGGCAGACAUUUGUGGGGCGGGAGGUGACCCAGCCAGGCUAAGCUCAAGGGAGAGCCAGUUUGCUACUGAGGAGCAAGCCAGAGCAAUGUCCCUGGCUGGGGUAAGCUGUCUGGUGACAGGAGCAGGAGGAUUUCUUGGCCAGAGGAUUGUCCAGUUGCUGUUGGAAGAAGAAGAGCCGCUGGCAGAGAUCCGACUGCUGGACAAAACCUUUAGCAAUGAAACACUCAGGAGAUUUGAAAAGCUCCAGGGUAAGACUGAGGUGAAAAUCCUGGAAGGCGACAUCCGAGAUGUGAUGUUCCUGCACCGUGCCUGUCAGGGGGUCUCCCUCAUCAUCCACACAGCUUCCAUCAUUGACACCUUGGGCCUCGUAGAGAAGCAGUUGCUCUGGGAAGUGAAUGUGACAGGUACUCAGCUACUGCUGGAGGUAUGUGUCCGCUGUAACGUCCAGCACUUCAUAUAUACCAGUACCAUAGAAGUCACAGGCCCAAACUGGAAAGGUGACCCAGUUUUCAGUGGUGAUGAAGAUACAGUUUAUGUGAGCGUACCAAAAUUUCCUUACGCCCAGACUAAGAGACUGGCAGAGAAUUCAGUGCUGAAAGCAGAUGGUCAGGUGUUAAAGGAUGGUGGCACACUGAUGACUUGUGCCCUGAGAUCAAUGUACAUUUUUGGAGAAGGAUGCCCAUUUCUUCAAGGUCAUCUCGAUAAGUGUCUGUUAAACAAAAAUGUUUACCUGCGCUUCUCCAGAAAGGAGGCUUUGGUGAACCCUGUGUAUGUGGGGAACAUUGCCUGGGCACAUGUGCAGGCAGCCAAAGCCCUGCGGGUUCCACAGAAAGCCGAGAACAUCAGGGGGCAAUUCUACUACAUCUCAGAUGACACUCCUCAUAUGAGCUAUGCAGAUCUAAAUUAUGAGCUGACCAAGGACCUGGGGUUUGCAAUUGAGCCCAGGCUCCCCAUGCCUUUGACAGUGUUGUAUUACUUCUCGCUGCUGCUGGAGAUCGUGAGCUUCUUGCUCAGGCCCUUUGUCAGGUACAUCCCCUCCACCAACCGUCACCUGGUCACUCUACUGAACACCCCAUUCACCUUCUCUUAUAAAAAGGCACAGAAAGAUUUUGGCUACACACCCCGCUACUCAUGGGAAGCAGCCAAGCAAUCCACUGGUCAGUGGCUUGCCUCCAUUGUCCCACAGAGAAGGGAGUACUUGCGAAUCGAGACUGUCUAAGUCUUAAGAGGAGGAGAGACCUGGCUGAACAAGCAGGGCCAGGAGCCAGAGGAGAGCUGGUUGAACAGCUGCACAGCAAACUACAAAACAUUUAAACAAAGACUUAGUGUAACAGCCCCCUCAUCACCACCACCUCCCUCACCCCAAUCCAGAAUAAAUAAAAGUGAAAUGUUCCUUAGUUUGUCUAGUACAGGCUGAUCAUACCAGCUUUACUGUAUAGCACCCAUCCACUUCUACAUCUUGUGCAGCACGAAGACGCUAUUUUAGUAAGACUCCACGCAGUCCUUGGUGGGAAUACAUCAGCCCUUCUUUUCAUUCCAUGCCACCUUUAAGGCUUUUGUAAAGCACAGUUCAUCCUAGAACCACGAUUAUACCUUACAAACACGUCCUACUCACUUAUACUCUACUCAUUCAGCUCUUGCCAAACACGCAACAGGGUAGAAGGCACUUGAUUGCAAAAGCUGUUACAAAUCUUGCUCACUUUUUCAAGAGCGUAGUCCAGUUUCACGUGCCUUUCACUUGACAGUCAGACUUGAGAGUAAAUUUGGGUGCUGUAAACAUUCUGAGGCCAAAAGAGCAAUGCAAAUGCAGCAUAGUUUUAGUUAGGCUGGUGUGUGAAAGGGGAGAUUUGGUCAAGUGAAGACUUCUUCAUCCAUUCUCAUUUUCCUCAUUACCAGUUUUGCAAUAAAUAUGAUGGCUGGUGAGCAGAACAGAUUCAACAAGAUGAUAAGCAGGAAAAUAUUGCAGGAUGGCUUUGGUCACUGAAGAGUUUCCAUUGCAGAGUCAAGACAUUGGCGAACACUGAAGAAAAAUAAGCAGUGCAGGAAAAAUUCAUGCUAUUUCCAGAUUUCAGCUAGGAACAAAGGCUUACUUUAUCUGAUAGAUGCACAUGUGGUGUCCCUGUGCUUUUCUGAUACCCAUAAAAUGUGUAACUUGACUUCUGGGCCAAAAAUGUAGCACUUAUCUGAACAAAUGUUUGCUUCUUAAUCAUACACCUCACUUCCUGAAAACAGCUCUGAAAGAUGGGAGUUUCUCUGUUCUGUUCAGGAUGGUAUGAACAGAAAUAUUUUACCUGACUCUGUACUAAAGUAAAUAAAUCAAAUUUCCUGAGAUGUAGGCAGAUUACAA
Cuculus canorus (common cuckoo) is the source of this 2488-nucleotide messenger RNA. Its product is annotated as 3 beta-hydroxysteroid dehydrogenase/Delta 5-->4-isomerase-like. The record is from RefSeq and is a predicted model, not a curated record. Gene Ontology annotation, molecular function: 3-beta-hydroxy-Delta5-steroid dehydrogenase (NAD+) activity. NCBI's taxonomy places the organism in Eukaryota, Metazoa, Chordata, Aves, Cuculiformes, Cuculidae. The transcript is spliced from 4 exons. The coding region runs from base 227 to 1360 and encodes 377 amino acids. Gene Ontology annotation, biological process: steroid biosynthetic process.